This is a messenger RNA of Entamoeba invadens IP1, 960 nucleotides long. RefSeq lists its product as hypothetical. NCBI's taxonomy places the organism in Eukaryota, Evosea, Mastigamoebida, Endamoebidae. The transcript has a single exon. The record is from RefSeq and is a predicted model, not a curated record. The coding region runs from base 1 to 960 and encodes 319 amino acids.
AUGUUUUCUGUCUUCUUGCUCAUUGCUGCAGCACUUGCGGCUUAUCCAAACGACUUACAAUACUCGGUCCCAUUUUGGCAUGUUUAUGUUGGGAUUGAUACACAUCUUGGAAAGUCGUUGAAUUACGAACUUGAUGUUCCAAACAACAUUGGCAGCAAGUGUUACACAAUCACAACUGGUGUUUCUGUCCGAAUUGAAAACACACAGUUGAGCAUUUUUGACAAUGCCAACUGUGAUGGGUAUAGAAAAACAUACAUGGAUGCUAAUGAAUAUUACAAGCAAUGUGGUAUUUGCAAUGGAUUUGGAAUAGCUGGGAGUGGAUACCCCGCAAACAUGUUGAUUCCCCUCGACAACCCAAUCAUGGGCAAAUUUGUUGUUGAUACGUCAAAUGCCAAUUGCCCCGCUGGUAAUUACAUUCCAUCGUACAUUCUGUCAACACAAACUGAACUUGGCUUCAGUUACAUCUUAGGUGGUGUUAAUAACGUUUACAACUUUGGAUUCAGAAUUAAUCAAACCGACAAAAACCACGUCAAAGGCGAGUGGCUUGACAAACUCCCAACAGACUCAACAGCAAAAGUGUUGUUCUCAAUUGAAAACAACAAAUGCACACUUGUCAAAAACCACUGGGUUAAAAUCCAGUUAGACACUUUUGAUGUUGCCAACUGUGAGAUUGUAACACAGGCUGGUAAGUGCUACAAAAAGAGAGCCGCAGUCGAUCCAGUGGAUCCACCAAAACCAGUCGAACCAUCACAGCCAGAAACACCAGAGAAACCAUCCGAGCCAGAAAAGCCAGUUGAUCCACCUGUGACUCCAGUCGACCCUUCAAAGCCCUCUGAACCAACCGAUCCAGAAAAACCAGUAAACUCUGAAACAACUGAAAACUCAGAAAUCUCAAAUUUGGACGGUGCUUACUCUGUUGCCAUUUUUGUUGCGAUUGGAUUUCUUGUUAUGUUAAUAUAA